AUGGUCCAGUUCUCCGAAGAAACGAAGGAGCGUAUCUCCAAGGUCGUCGAUGUUUCCAGAGUCGCUAUCCAUUAUGGUUAUCUACCUCUGAUCAUCUAUCUGGGCUACACUUACAGCGAACCAAGGCCCUCUCUCUUCAAGCUGUUUUCCCCUCUAGCUUAG
Molecule: messenger RNA, 162 nt
Organism: Aspergillus clavatus NRRL 1
Lineage: Eukaryota; Fungi; Ascomycota; Eurotiomycetes; Eurotiales; Aspergillaceae
Product: mitochondrial import receptor subunit TOM7
Exons: 5
Coding region: 1-162 (53 amino acids)
Biological process (GO): protein insertion into mitochondrial outer membrane; protein import into mitochondrial matrix
Cellular component (GO): mitochondrial outer membrane translocase complex; mitochondrial outer membrane
Source: RefSeq, a predicted model, not a curated record